Molecule: messenger RNA, 3671 nt
Organism: Brassica rapa (field mustard)
Lineage: Eukaryota; Viridiplantae; Streptophyta; Magnoliopsida; Brassicales; Brassicaceae
Product: zinc finger MYM-type protein 1-like
Molecular function (GO): protein dimerization activity
Source: RefSeq, a predicted model, not a curated record
GGAAUUCCGUCGGAAUAUUCCGACGGAAUUCCGAGGAAGCAAAAUUUUGUGUUUCCUCGGAAUUGCCUCGGAAAUGCCUCGGUAUAUUCCGAGGAAUUCAUUUUCCGUCGGAACGUCCGUCAGAAUACCGCUGUUUUCUUGUAGUGAAAAACAGUGCUGACUUGGGAACGUUAAUUAAAUUCUAAGAGAAAAUUAACAAAUACAUUUUUUUUGAAUGAACAGAGACAUAUACUAGCAGGGGCGGACGUAUGUGGUAGUCUAUGGGGUCACGUGCCCCCGUCUACUUUUUCAAAAAAAAAAAUUAUGUAUAGUUAGUUAUGUAUAAUUAUUAGUGAACACAUAAGGUAAUGUAUUCCUACAGAUUCUUCUCGUGAAAUCAUUACUCAAAAACACAUAAUUGUAGCCCAAAAUUAAAAUAUAAAGCCCAAUUUAAGAAACCCAUAACCCAUUCAAAAUCAAAGAAAAUUAAUGAAAGAAGUGGAUGGUGAAAAGUUGACCUAGUUCAAUACGUCUUUUAUCUUUCGUUUUGUUCUCUUCCUUUUAUUUUUUUUCAAUUAAAGUUUUCUGCUUCCAGUCACAAAAAACUCUAAAUCAGACGAACAAAAAAGUAACGCAGGUAAAAAGCUUCUAUAUUAAAUUAUUGUUGCUUCUUAAAUAAGAACUAUUACUUUUUGUCUAAUUUUAAAUUACGAAUUUGCAAUAGUUACGAACUUGCGAUUUAACUAUUUGAUUAUAUGCUAGGCUUUUUUUCUUCCAAAUUGAUAAAGACUUGAUAACUAUAGGAUUAUUGUUAGAACGUGAAGAUUAUUGUUAGAAUGUGAGAAUGGAUGGGAAAUAAAAAGUAAGAAACAAAUUAUAUUUUUUGUGGAAUUUUGUGUUAGCAAAACGUGAGUACUUGGUUAAUAAAAAAUCAUGAAAAUUUAGGAACUAUAGAAUUGUUGUUUGAGGAAUGUUUUUUUUCUUUUGCAGUUAAGUUUUCAAUGGAAAAAUAUUUCAAACCCAAAAGAAAGUUUGAGUCUUUAGCUAUGUCUGAAGAUGAAUUGGAGAAAUUACCUUAUGAUCCCGGAGAAAGGAAAAGAAUAUCAAAAUAUCCUCCAAAUCAAAGAGAUGAGGUAAUACGCAAAUAUCUUAUUAGAGGUCCUUGUCAACCACGUGGUCAUGAAUUUCCUAAAACAUUGUUUACAAACAAAUUGAGACGAUUCAAUCCAUCUUGGUUUGAUCUCUAUGGUGAUUGGUUGGAAUAUAGUGUGAAGAAAGACAAAGCAUAUUGUUUGUUCUGCUACUUGUUUAGAGAUUACACUGAAAAUAAAGGUGGAAGUGAUGCAUUUGUGAUUACUGGCUUUGAUGACUGGAACAAGACUGAGAGAUUACAAGAUCAUGUUGGAGCAGUGAACAGUUUUCACAAUAGUGCAUUGAAAAGGGCUGAUUAUUUUAUGAGACCAGGGCAGUCAAUUGUUCAUGCUUUUUAUAAGCAAGAUGAUGCGGCUAAAAAUGAAUACAGGAUCAGAUUGAAUGCUUCAAUUGGUGCUUGUAGGUUUUUGUUACAACAAGGACUACCAUUUCGAGGUCAUGAUGAGUCAGUAGAUUCAGUCAACAAGGGAAACUUUUUGGCGCUUUUGAAAUACACAGCAGAGCAAAAUGAACUUGUGAGUAAAGUUGUUUUAGAGAAUGCUCCAAAAAACAAUCAGAUGGUGUCCCACAAAAUUCAGACAGAUAUAGUUCAUUGUUUUGCAGAAGAAGUUAUUGAAUCUGUCAUUCAAGAAGUUGGUCAUGAUAUAUUUUGCUUGUUGGUGGAUGAGUCUGCAGAUGUUUCUGAUAAAGAACAAAUGGCAGUGGUUUUUCGCUUUGUUGAUAAUCAUGGGAUAGUUAAAGAAAGGUUCAUUGGUCUAGUUCAUGUGAAAGAGACAUCUUCUUUAUCUCUAAAGUGUGCUGUUGAUUCAUUGUUUGCUAAACAUGGACUGAGUAUGAAAAAGCUAAGAGGACAAGGUUAUGAUGGAGCGAGUAAUAUGAAGGGUGAAUUCAACGGUUUGAGAUCUUUAAUUAUGAGAGAAUGUAGUUCUGCGUAUUAUGUCCAUUGUUUUGCUCAUCAACUCCAGUUAGUUGUCGUGGUAGUUGCUCAAAAGCAUUUUGGGGUUGUGGAUUUCUUUGAUAAGCUUGCUGUCUUGUUAAAUGUUGUUGGGGCUUUUUGUAAGAGAAAAGAUAUGGUGCGAGAAGAUCAUCUGAAAAGAAUAGAGGAAAGAACUAAGAAAGGUGAAAUGAAGACAGGAAAGGGAUUAAACCAAGAGGUUUCAUUUCAAAGACCCGGUAAAACUCGUUGGGGUUCUCAUUACAAAACAUUACUGCGGUUGGUUGAUUUGUUUCCUUCUAUCAUUACAGUACUUGAGUAUGUCGAAAAAGAUGGGAGUGAUGCUAUCAAAAGACGACAAGCUAAUGGUCUUCUCAAUUACUUCUACACCUUUGAAUUUGUGUUCUACUUGCAGUUAAUGUUGCUUAUUCUUGGGAUCACAAAUAGUUUAUCAAAAGCUCUUCAAAGGAAAGACUUGGAUAUUCUGAAUGCUAUGUCGCUUGUGAAAUCCACCAAGCAACAAUUGAAUAAGCUCAGGGAAAAUGGAUGGGAAUCUAUGAUCAACAAAGUUUUUUCCUUCUGUAAAACUUACAAGACUGAGUUGCUGGUUAUGGAUGAUGAGUUUAACUCCAAGAGUUCAAGAAAAAGAAGCAAUAUAACCAACUUGCAUCAUUACAAGGUAGAAUGCUUUUACACUGUAUUGGAUAUGCAAAUUCAUGAGUUUAAUGACCGCUUUGAUGAGGUAAACACUGAAUUACUUGGUUGCAUUGCUUCUUUGAGCCCUAGUGAUUCAUUUCGUGAGUUUGAUCACUUGAAAGUUAUGAGGUUGUCUGAGUUUUAUCCUGAGGAUUUUAGUCAUAUGGAGCGGAUGACUCUUGAACAUCAACUUGGUCUCUAUAUUGAUAACAUUCGCGAAGAUGAAAGAUUUGCUAAUUUGAAGAAUCUUGGAGAUCUUGCAUGUAUGAUGGUAGAGACAAAGAAACACCUUUCACAUCCUUUGGUUUAUUGGAUUUUAAAGCUAGUUUUGACUUUGCCUGUCGCCACUGCUACAGUUGAAAGAUGUUUUUCUGCGAUGAAGAUUGUGAAGACUAGCUUGAGGAAUCGGAUAAGUGAUCAGUUUUUAAAUGAUUGUUUUAUUUGUUUUGUUGAGAAAGAACUAUUUGAGAAAGUAACAAACGAUGCUGUGAUAAAAAGAUUCCAGAAAAUGGAAUCGCGUAGGAUUAAUUUGUAAGGUGAUUUUUUGAAGAAUUUUAUUUAAAUGAAUUUAGUUAUAAAUGAUAUUGUGCCCCCGGUAAAAAAUCGUUCUGGAUCCGCCCCUGUAUACUAGCAGAGUUAAAAAUGAACAGAGACAUAUUUGAAUCACAUGCAAUUAUAAAAAUAAAUUACUUUUAGCUCUAUGCAUCACUGAGGAAAUCAAAAUUGUCAAACAAAAAUAUUUCCAUAUCAUAGCAUAAGAUCAAUACUAGUGCGAAAAUAUUUCCAAAGGUGAUCAGCUCAAAUAUCGAAUAAAACAUGUCAAAUUGAGAGGAAAUGUAAACGUCAAAAAUAAACUUAUAAAGAGUUUCAAAGAUUCAAACCCAAAUGCCAAAAAUAUUUUCACAAACUC